GACAGUAGCAACAACAGGCGCCACCAGUCUUGUUUCCAGCACCACUCGUUCAGCCACAACAACCUUGGACAGAACUACUGCUGCAAGUACCCCUAGUGCUCCCACAACCAAAAACAUUCAGACCACAAAAGAUGCGAGCACAAAAAGCAUGGCCAACACUGACACCACCACCAUCAUCACAACUGCCCCUGCAAGUACCAGUAGUGUUGUCCCUCUGAACAUUACAGCACAGACCACACAGGGACAAAACUCUGACAGUAACAGUACGGCCACAACAGUUGGUGAAUUUCCCACUGCAAACCCCACAGAUGGAUCGAGCUCUAACACCGGGGAAUUCAGUACCACGGCUGACUCCACCAAUGCUGGAGACGUCCCUGGAAACUCCACAGGAAACUCCAACACUACAACAGACACAGGAAGCACGUCAGAUCAGACAGUAGUCAUCGUUGUGGUAGUGAGCAUCAUCCUGUUGUUCAUGCUGUGCACGGGAUUCUGUCUCUUCCUCCUCAGUGACUGGAGUUGUACGCAGCCCAAAGCCGCAGCAGGAAAACGCAGGGGCUGUUCGUGCAGUUGCCUCCGCUGCUUCUCUCGGCAGGACUUCCGGGACACGUCCGCGUUCUCCCCCUCCAAGUCCGAGUCCCACGAGGCCCUGGAGAUGGACAUGACUCGCGUGACGGAAGUCGGCAGCUACAACAACACCAGCACCCUGCACUGGUCCACGGGAAACCAACACUCCUUCCACAGGUACAUGGCACCCCAAAAUCUCGACAAUGAUGAAGGAAGCUCCUACACAACUGGAGAUCCAGGAAUCAGAAGAAACCCAUUGAGAGGGGUCAUAGAGAUGCUACCAGAUGCAAGCCGCUCCAAGAAGUAUUCGGAAGCCAUCAACCUGGACAUAUUUCAGCAGGGCGAGGAUGAAACUGGACGCGACAGUCCGACGGGAGAUGAGGUCAGCGAAACGAGUAACCACACCAUGGUGACCGAGGUGUCCAUCCACACUCACGAGCACAACGAAAGGUCAUCGCAGAGGUCAAGCAACAGCGACCAGGCUGCGGGAGGGGGGCAGCAGGAGCUGGCUGCAGAACAGACUGUACCAAAGAGAUCGCAGGGGAGGAAAAGAGGUGUUUACAUGAGUGAGUCUGACGUUUCUGAUGACAGCAAGAACAGAUCCUACAGCCAGAGCGUAGCGGAAGCCAUGAGAACAUUCGACAGCACUGCUCUGGCACAGUACCACGAAGAGGAAGAGCAAAAAGACCAAAUGAUGACAACUGAACUUUGAACUUGCUUCUAGGAGUGCAAAAAUUCCAUGGAAUGAAAGAGCACCUUUUACAUUGGUUUUAGUACCUUGAAUUCGAAUAUUUUAUUUUCAAUCCAGUUCGAUAGACAGAGGGUUUCUGCAAUGUUUUGAGUCCGCAGUUGAAACAAUAACGAAUAGAACGAAAACCUUAAGAAUAAAACCACCACAAUUAUUUCCAAAUUCACAGUAUUUGAAGGUUGUCUGACCAAAGUCUAGUAUGUAUAUUGAUAUUUUGACUUGCUUUUUCCUGCCUUGUUAUCAUCAUAUGAGAUUCUGUUAAUACCAAAAACAAUGAACCUUAAUGUGGUACUUUCAAGGCCAUGUUGACUUGAUUAUAUGGAUGAGGUCCUCUGGGUUUGAACCUUAUUUCUUAUGUUAUCAUUUUCUGAUGUAUUUUACGCACACACGCGCACAUAUAUAUAUAGAGAGAGAGAGAGGGGGGGGGCAACACUUCCUGUAUGUACGAAUACUUCAUAUAUGUACAAAAUAUGGUAUCUGUUGAAUAAGAAUAUUUCUUGCUUGUGGUGGUUUCUAUCAAUGAUGUUUCUAAACCAACGAAAAGCAGCUGCUAUUACUUUAAGUCGACUCACAAGUGGAAUGCAGUGUAAAAUUCCCGAUGUACAGAAAGUGAGAAAUGGAAGGAAAUGUGAUGCAAACUGAAAUGGAAUCAUUAACGAAACAACACUAUGGAAGUUUUAAAAAUAGAAAUAAAAGUAGACGGUAAA
Branchiostoma floridae (Florida lancelet) is the source of this 2022-nucleotide messenger RNA. RefSeq lists its product as uncharacterized. The record is from RefSeq and is a predicted model, not a curated record. NCBI's taxonomy places the organism in Eukaryota, Metazoa, Chordata, Leptocardii, Amphioxiformes, Branchiostomatidae. The transcript is spliced from 8 exons. Bases 149 to 1279 code for a protein of 376 amino acids.